Messenger RNA from Alternaria arborescens, 516 nucleotides. RefSeq lists its product as hypothetical. The transcript is spliced from 3 exons. NCBI's taxonomy places the organism in Eukaryota, Fungi, Ascomycota, Dothideomycetes, Pleosporales, Pleosporaceae. The record is from RefSeq and is a predicted model, not a curated record. The coding region runs from base 1 to 516 and encodes 171 amino acids.
AUGAGCUGUCUCAUCCUCGUAGAGCAGCGAGGUCAGAACCACCUUCCAAUGUCCAGCAGACCCAUCGACAUCCACAUCACCGAGGUCGCCCCAGCUCCCACGGUAGGUCCGUCAAUCAUUGAGGUACCCGGCUUCAACAGUCCAAGGGCAUGCCUCGAAAAACUAACCAGCUUAGCUCUCAACAAUCCAUCGAAGAAGGAUAUGAAGCGCCUUGUCCACCGAGUUGGACUCAGACACCGCCAGGUCUUUCACGACGGCUACAGCUGGUUCACCAAAGUGAGCCUGCUGCAGUAUCUCCUCCUCUUCAUCCUAGGAUACCGCACUAUCCUAUCCGCCAUAGAGGAGAGCUGCAGGUGGGACCUUAGGCUUGCCAAGAGCUUCAUCCAACAACAGAUCGACGCGAUCCAAGAGUUAGCAGCAAAGCAAGGACGGCCUGAGAGGAACAAGGAAGAAAUCGACUUCGAGAAGGUGUUGUUGAAGGAGCUAGAUAGUGUUGGUCGCAGUAAGAUAGAGUGA